This is a messenger RNA of Solanum lycopersicum (tomato), 4608 nucleotides long. RefSeq names its product cysteine-rich receptor-like protein kinase 3. Gene Ontology annotation, biological process: protein phosphorylation. Lineage: Eukaryota; Viridiplantae; Streptophyta; Magnoliopsida; Solanales; Solanaceae. Gene Ontology annotation, molecular function: protein serine/threonine kinase activity; ATP binding. The record is from RefSeq and is a predicted model, not a curated record.
AAACUGUUAACUAUAAAAUUUUAAUUCGUUCACCAACCGUUAAUUUGAUAACCCAAUACCAAUAAGCCAAUGAACUAAUCUGACGAUUGUCUUAUUAGUUAUGAUUUGAUUUUUAACUGUUCUCGAAAUGAGAAUUAUUUUUUAAACCCCCAUACUUUUGCUAAUUGCUAUUACCCAUUUUUAUAAGCCCAAACACUUUUCUUUUUAAGCAAUUUAAGUGAGAACCAACUCAAAGUUUCUUGGAUCAGUGUAUAAACUAAACCUUCAACUUUUUCCCCUUUAUGAUCGUUUCUUUCUCCAAAAUUAGAAAAGCUUCACUUUCAGCUAAAAGUCUGUACUAUAUUAUAUUGAGGCUAUUAAUUUUUAAAAAUGUUGAUAAAGUAAUAUACACAUAAUAAAUAUAUUCAUAUAUUUUUUUGUGAGACACAAUAAUUUGUCUCUAUGAGUGCCCAAUUAUUAGUUAGGCCUGAUAAUUUAGAAAUUAUUUAAUAUCAAUUUUAAUUGCAGCUUCUUUUCCUCGUGUCUCCUUGUCAUUGAUAAAUUUUUUAGCUGUCUAUGUCUUAAAUAUUAAUGCAAAGUGUGAACAUAUAAGGUUGUCCAUUAUUAGGGUCAGCGUAACAUAGUGGAAAUUAAUUAAUAAACUAAACUAAUAAAAAGAAUGGUCAUAUUAAAACAAACUUAAAGGAGAUAAAUUUGAUAGACAAAGUUAUUUGAUAUAUAUUAUUGAUGAAAUGUAAUAAAUAUUUUGUAAAAUUAAUCAUAAAAUGUAAAAAUUAAUUCGAAUAUCAUGACCAUAAAAAUAAAAGGAAUGAUUAUAUUAUUAACUAAUACUAUUAUUAUUAGUAGUAGUAGUACAAGCUUGAGUUUUGGAUAACUUUUGAAACAUUAUCAUUAGCAAAGAGUACCAAACUGUUGUACCAAGAUUCUCACUCACUAUAAUUGAGAUUAAUCUAUUCAUUAUCCACUAAUAAAUGACCAAUUUUUAAUUCGUAAAAGUGCCUUUCCUCCCCCAUAGAAAAAACAAACUUAUUAAUGUUGUUGUAAAGCAAGCGGUUAUUCUAUUUUCCAAAUUGUUUAUUUUUAUCCUAAUUGAAGUCUCACUUAAUAUCUAAAAUGGAACUAGAAGUUCAUAUACAUAUUAGACCAACUCAAUAACUUUUGCUUCAAAUUACAUAUUUGUAUUAAAAAUAUUCUAAAGUAUGUACAAAUAUUAAGUCUAUAAUUUAAUUAUUAACACUUGAAAUCAUUAUUCUAAAAGUUUUACUGGCCUGCAAUAACAAAACUAUUGUCUUAUUGGUAAGGUCGGUGACGUUUCGUCCUUACUAAUAAUCAUGGAAAAAAAUAGAGAACCUUGUCCACAACAACAUUUAUCCUUUUAACUCACUAAAUUUCAACAGGCCUUGCACCAAAACAGAUUGCAAAACUAUGAAACUAAAUUUCACUUAAUUGCUAUCAACACUAAACUCUUUUCUUCCCCCUUAUGGCAUCAUAGAAAAGAUUGACUUGUAAGCAAUCAUGUUUAAAGGAGGGGACAAAGAUGAUUAAUACUUUUAUAUGUGUUCAAAAAUCGAAAUAUUAAAUAUAUAAAAUAAAACUGAAGUUUUAACAUAAAAAUUAUCCCUCUCUUUACUCUUUAACUAAAAUUUGCUAGUAUUAUUUUUUAAAAAUAAAAAUUAUUAAUUCCAUUUAAUGCGUUAACAAUUUUGGGCCUGAACCCAAAUUCCAGUAUGGACCAAGUGGACUCUUAUCGUUGCAAUUGCAUUGGGCUUUGAAGUUUCAACAAAAAAAAAAAAAUUAAUGAUUGGCCAUAGCAAAAGGGACCAUUUAUACACACCACAUCGAUACUUAUUUUAUUUACAUGUUUCCAAUUUUAUUUAUUUAUUUAUUUAAGAUGCUUUAAUGUUAAUGUCAUGCAUGCCCCAAUUCCAAACUGAGACAUACAUCAAUAUAUUGUUGAAAAAACUGUGUCAACUUUUUCAAUAGUUUGAAAUAUUAAAAAAGGAAGCAAAUGGUUCUAAAAAGAACAUAGAAUAUGUGUAUUAAAGUUGAAUGCAUAAUAUUAAGCAAAUCAGAUUUGACACGAAACACAGCUACCCUUUUAUUUAACCUUACGUCAUAAACUUAACACAAUUUAGAAGCACUUUACCUGAAACGAGUAGCUAAGUAUUUAAAUGAAAUUUAUUCAUAAAUUUUAUAGAAGAUCACAAGGUGUAGCUUUCAAUUUUUCAAAGUCAACAAGAUAAAUACCAAGAUGUUAUUAAAUUAAAAAGUUUCCCAACUUGUCAGCAUCGAUGGCUCAUGGACCCCAGCCACCAUACUAUCAAACUUGAACAAAAAAAAAAAAAAAGAGUAAACUUCCAUUUUUCAGGUGCAAGUUGUAGCUCUAAAUUAUGUCAUAGAUUUCAAUUCUCUUAGCGUAAUUCCUUCAUUAAUGGGGUUUUCAUCAAAAUGUUUUUUUGUAUUUACAUUAUUUUCGUUGAUAAAUGUUUCCAUUUGUGAUCCAAGAGCAACAGAAGCAGCUCUAAUUUGUUCAAACAGAACAGCUGCACAAUCCGAUCGACAAGUUUAUGUAGAAAGUUUUCUAGAAGCCAUGGAUUCCAUUACGCCAUUAGUGGGGCGAGAGAAAUUUGGAGCAGUAAUUAAUGGAACAGGGAAUAAUACAGUUUAUGCGUUUGGUGAAUGUAUGAAGGACUUAUCACAAACAGAUUGUAAUCUCUGUUUUGCUCAGUGCAAAACUCAAAUCCUACGAUGCUUACCUUUCCAAAGAUUAGUUACUGGUGGGAGAUUAUAUUAUGACGGGUGUUUCUUAAGGUAUGAUUAUUAUAGAUUUUUUAAUGAAAGUUUGAGUUCUGUUGAUAGGACCAUCUGUGGGAACAAGAGUUUUGCUGGGAAUCAGAGUUUGUUUAGUGAUAAUGUUGGAAAAUUGGUGAGAGAUUUGGAGUUUGGAGGCUUGAGGAAUGAUGGGUUUUUGACUGCAGUUGUGAGUAGUGGGAAUUUGAGUGUUUAUGGUUUAGCUCAAUGUUGGGAAUUUGUGAAUGGAAGUGCUUGUCAAAGGUGUCUUUCUGAUGCAGUUUUGAAGAUUGGUUCUUGUGCUCCUAAGGAAGAAGGAAGGGUGUUGAAUACUGGUUGUUAUGUUAGGUAUUCUACUCAGAGGUUCUUUAAUAAUUCUGCUACUGAUACUCCACCUGCUGGAAAUGGAGGAGGAUCGAAUCGUUUGGCUGUUAUUCUUGCAACAACUCUGGGUAUUUCUGCUUUCUUGCUAUUUGUAUCGGCUGUUUCAUUCUUUGUGCGGAGGAAGAUUCUGAAACAAAAGAGAGAGAAGAAGCAGCUAGGAGCUCUCAUUAGAACGGUUAAUAAAUCAAAACUGAAUAUUUCCUAUGAAACUCUUGAGAAGGCAGCAAAUUACUUUAACAACUCGAAUAAAUUGGGACAAGGAGGUUCUGGUUCUGUUUACAAGGGGAUCUUGCCAGAUGGGCAGGUUGUUGCUAUAAAGAGGCUCUUCUUCAAUACGAGGCAGUGGGUUGAUCAUUUCUUUAAUGAGGUCAAUUUGAUUAGCGGCAUUCAUCACAAAAACUUGGUAAAGCUAUUGGGUUGCAGCAUUACAGGGCCGGAAAGUCUUCUAGUGUAUGAGUAUGUGCCCAAUCAUAGUCUUGCGGAUUACGUCUUUGACACAAAGAACCUUCAGCCACUUACAUGGAGUCAAAGAUACAAAAUUGUAUUGGGUACUGCUGAGGGAUUGGCCUAUCUUCAUGAAGAAUCGAAAUUAAGGAUCAUCCACCGAGACAUAAAGUUGAGCAAUGUUCUUCUAGAUGAAGAUUUCACGGCAAAAAUAGCUGAUUUUGGUCUAGCCAGGUUAUUUCCUGAAGACAGGAGCCAUAUUAGCACAGCUAUUGCUGGCACUCUCGGUUACAUGGCUCCAGAGUACGUUGUACGUGGCAUACUGACUGAAAAAGCUGAUGUCUAUAGUUUUGGCGUUCUUGUUGUUGAAGUCGUGUGUGGAAAGAAGAACAAUUACGUUUUCAAGAACACUAACUCUCUUCUGCAACAGUUGUGGAACUUGUAUGGGAUGGGAAAAUCUAAUGAAGCAGUUGACCCUUUAUUAGAAGGUAACUUCAAUAAAGAGGAGGCAUCUAAACUGCUUCAAGUAGGUCUUGUUUGUGUACAAGCAUCAGCAGAACUACGACCCUCUAUGUCAAGUGUCGUGAAAAUGCUCAGCGAGAACCAUGAAAUUCCUCAGCCAACACAGCCACCAUUCCUCAAUUCUGGUAGUUCAGAAUUUAGUCCAUUUAAUCUGCAUGGGAAAAGAUUUUUCGGCCAACCAAGCUCCUCGACACAAUCUUCUGGGAAUAAAUUGACGGAGAGUUGGAUAGAGCCUAGAUAAACUAAAAGUUGAUCAUCUGGAAUUGGUAUUUGAUUUUGUUCAAGUUUUUUUCUGUGAUUAACUACUACUCACUACUCACUCUCCUCCACUUUCAUUUUUUCUUUUUUACUGAUAUAGUCAACUUCCUUUUGUGAAUAUCCCAGUCAUAAUCUAUUUCAUUUCUCUAAUGUAAAAAACUCUGCAGCAGUUGCAAUUAAUUAACUAUAUCUACUGUUUUCCAUUUUCAA